Molecule: messenger RNA, 2359 nt
Organism: Austrofundulus limnaeus
Lineage: Eukaryota; Metazoa; Chordata; Actinopteri; Cyprinodontiformes; Rivulidae
Product: kelch-like protein 9
Biological process (GO): protein ubiquitination; regulation of cytokinesis
Cellular component (GO): Cul3-RING ubiquitin ligase complex
Molecular function (GO): ubiquitin-protein transferase activity; cullin family protein binding
Source: RefSeq, a predicted model, not a curated record
GAAGUCUCACCAACGAAACAACAGCCCUCAACCCCCCGGUGACAAUGAGGGAAGAAACGGAGAUGAGAGCAGUGCGGGCAGGCUGAGCCGCAGACUGUCCCGUCUGAGCAGCAGGCAUCAGUCCAGGGAUCCUCCGAGACCACAGGCUCAGCCCGAGAGGCUCCCCUCUCCACCUGUUCAGCAAGAAGACAGGCCUUCUCCAUCAGUCGUUGUUGUGCCUCCUGCUCCUGCUCCUCUACCUCAACCCAUGGAAAAACCACCCAAACGUCCAGACAAGUCACUGAAGCCCAAGCUUCCUCCUAGGCCGCUGUCCAAGCAGUUCAGUAGCAGUGAACAUGGAGCAGUCCUACUGCAGGGCCUCGAUGCUUUCCGUGCAGACGAGACUCUGUGUGACGUGGUCUUGAUUCCUGGAGACAGCAAGGAAAUGUUCCCGGUUCACAGAGUCAUCAUGGCGUCAUCCAGCGACUACUUCAAGGCCAUGUUCACAGGAGGCAUGAAAGAGCAGGAGAUGAGGGAGAUCAAGCUGCAUGGGGUCACCAAGGUGGGCUUAAAGAACAUCAUAGACUUCAUCUACACAUCCAAGGUCAUCCUCGACAUGGGUAACCUGCAGGACACGCUGGAAGCUGCCAACUUCUUGCAGGUCAUGCCACUUCUGAAUUUCUGCAACGAGCUUCUGAGCAGUGAGAUCACUAUUGAUAACUGUGUGGAAGUGGAACGAAUUGCCACAGAUUUGCUUCUUGAGGAUGUUCUGUUGAAUAUAGGCAAGUUUGUGAGUCAGAACCUCAGUGCACUGGUGGAGUCUGGUCGCUACCUGGAGCUCUCUGACAUCAGCAUGGCCAACGCUCUGAGCACCAACUCGCUGCAGGGUUUCUCUGAACUGGAGCUCUACCACAUCGCCAAAGGUUGGCUGGACCACGACCCUCCUAAACGCCACUCCUGUGUCUAUGCCUUGAUGCGCCACAUUCGUUUCCCUCUGAUGAGCCCCAACGAGUUGAUUCAGAUCUCCCAGGAUGACGAGGAGGGGUCUGACUCAAUGAUGCGCUCUGACACGGCCUGUGUGAACCUCCUGCUGGAGGCCAGCAACUACCAGAUGAUGCCCUACAUGCAGCCGGCCUUGCAAACAGAGAGGACCCAGAUUCGAUCGGACUCCACGCAUAUUCUGGCGCUGGGCGGUGUGAUGCGACAGCAGCUGGUGGUUAGCCGGGAGCUGAGGGUGUAUGAUGAGACCACCGAACACUGGAGGGCGCUGAGGCCCAUGGAGGUCCCACGUUACCAGCAUGGUGUAGCUCUUCUGGGAGGCUUCCUCUUCAUUGUUGGAGGUCAGAGCACCUACGACACGAAGGGUAAGACAGCUAUAGACAGCGCCUACCGCUAYGACCCGCGCUUCGAUAAGUGGCUGCAGAUCGCUUCCCUCAAUGAGAAGAGGACCUUCUUCCACCUCAGUGCCCUGAAGGGGAAACUGUUCGCAGUGGGGGGCAGGAACGCAUCUGGAGAAAUCGACACAGUGGAGUGCUACAAUCUGAGGAAAAAUGAGUGGACCUUUGUGUCCAGCAUGAUGGAGCCUCAUUACGGACAUGCUGGAACUGUUCAUGGGGGUCUCAUGUACAUUUCAGGUGGGAUCACUCGUGACACCUUCCAGAAGGAACUGUGGUGCUACGACCCUGUUGCAGACUCGUGGGGUCGGCGGGCUGACAUGAUGGAGCUCCGUGGCCUGCACUGCAUGUGCACGGUGGGAGACAGACUCUAYGUCAUGGGCGGGAAUCAUUUCCGAGGUACCAGCGACUACGAYGAUGUCCUGAGCUGCGAAUACUACAGCCCGGACGCAGAUCAGUGGACAGUGGUGGCGCCGAUGCCCCGGGGCCAGAGCGAUGUGGGCGUGACCGUUUUCAACGGGCAGAUCUACGUGGUUGGAGGGUACUCCUGGAACAGCAGGUGCAUGGUGGACAUUGUCCAGAGAUACGACCCGGAGGAAGACGUGUGGGACCGGGUGUUCAAUGUGUUGGAGCCACUGGGUGGGAUUCGUGCUUGCACAAUGACCGUUCAUCUGCCGGAGGGGUCCGUAGAUGAGGCUCAGAUACAGGACUGCCCGUUACCCACCGCUAAGAGCUGAAGGCCUGACACAGGGGGUUUCCAGUUCACGUUGUGGCGAAAAGAGUCUCAAACAGGAAGUAGUGUGGGUUGUAAACACAAGCCGCAUGUGCAAAUAAUACCUGACUUUACUCUGCCAUUCGAAACUUUUAAAUCUAUUUUACUGCUGUUUCCUGUCAUUUCAAGUGCUCUCAGUUAUUUAGCGUCCUUUGUGUUCUCAUCUUUGCUUUUUUUGUCUGAAUUUCAACCAAGAUUUUCUAAAUAAAAGCUU